Oncorhynchus keta (chum salmon) is the source of this 2262-nucleotide messenger RNA. Its product is annotated as arg8-vasotocin receptor-like. Gene Ontology annotation, cellular component: membrane. Gene Ontology annotation, molecular function: peptide binding; vasopressin receptor activity. Bases 405 to 1340 code for a protein of 311 amino acids. The transcript is spliced from 2 exons. The record is from RefSeq and is a predicted model, not a curated record. NCBI's taxonomy places the organism in Eukaryota, Metazoa, Chordata, Actinopteri, Salmoniformes, Salmonidae. Gene Ontology annotation, biological process: G protein-coupled receptor signaling pathway; positive regulation of vasoconstriction; regulation of systemic arterial blood pressure by vasopressin.
UUCUGAUUUCACCCGUGCAUCCAGAGACAUAUUUAAACAGGCCUCCAGCUCUGGUGCACCUGUCGUUGCUGCCCAUCUUUUCUUGGACGGUGAUGGCCCGUACAAAAUGUCAUAGACAGACGACGCUUGCAGGGUUACCCAACCACAUAGCGCCGGGCGGCCAAACUGACGUUUUUUGAAGGUAUGUAGCUAUCAAUGGAGCAGCAAAUUCAGUCGUCAGGGCGAGUCGUCAGGCAAAUACGACGCUGCUACCAGCUAAAGCACUUGUUGUUGCCGCGCAGAGCUACUGCGCAUCAUAGGCGAGAGAUAGUGGCCGAAUUGCCAAUAGGAAAGUAUUGCACCUAAUUUUCUGAACAUAAUUAACAACGGAAAAAAAUGGUAACCAAAAAAUCUUGUAAGGGACAAUGAGUUUACAACUCAAUUAUAGUGGCAAUGGCAGUUCGGAGCGGGAGGACGCGGGAGGAACUGAUGAAACAGGUGAACACGACUUUGCGCUUAUAAAAGCUGGGGUUUUGGGAUUGAUUUUUGUCUUAGCCACAUGUGGAAAUUUGUGCCUUCUGCAUGCACUUUGGACGAAGCGCAAGAUGAAUACAAGGACUCAACUGUUCCUUCUGCACCUGUGUUUUGCGGACCUAGUGGUCGCUUUCUUCCAAGUCCUACCGCAGCUCUGCAUGGAGAUUACGCACCGGUUCCGGGGCUCAGAUUUCGUCUGUAGGUCGGUGAAAUAUCUUCAGGUGGUUGGGAUGUUCGCCUCCACAUACAUGAUAGUGGCCAUGACCAUAGAUCGGUACCAUGCGGUCUGCAAACCCAUGGUGUCGUUCUUGAAGGGUUCUUUUAAGAGGUACGUCGCCAUAGGCGCAGCGUGGCUGAUCUCUCUGGCUUUCAGCACUCCGCAACUCUUCAUCUUCUCACUCCAAGAACUAGAGGACAACCUGUAUGAUUGUUGGGCGACAUUUAUCGAACCUUGGGGUUCUAAGAUAUACAUCAGCUGGAUUACUUUAUCAGUGUUUGUUCUCCCGGUUAUCAUCUUGCUGUACUGCCAGAUUAAAAUAUGCACGGGGAUAUACUUUAACAUGAAGAGAAAGGCGCUCCAGGCUUCCACGAGCGACAGGCGCACGGGCACCAAAGGGGUCUCGAGCGCGAUGUUGAAGACGGUCAAAAUGACAUUCGUCAUCAUUAUGGUCUACUCGAUAUGCUGGAGCCCCUUCUUUGUGGUCCAGUUGUGGUCUGCAUGGAGUCCCAGUACAGCGCCCACAAAUGGUCCAUUGUUUGUCAUCAUCAUGCUGCUUGCCAGUCUAAACAGCUGUACCAACCCCUGGAUCUAUCUUUACUACAGCUAGGAGACACUAUGUUGGACUAGCUCUGGCCCAGGGCACUACUUUCAGCUUCACAGAAGGCUCAGCAUCAGCAAGCCACACAUAACACCAUGGACCAGAGCUAUUGAUGGACCAUGUGGGCAAUAUGGGAACUCCUCCCACUCCACUGCUUCACCUUGUACUGUAUAUAGCAUUUCUUUGAUGUCAUUGAAGACGCAUGGUUUAGACACAUGUAUAUAUUUUUAAAUAUCCUCGUUGAUUCAACGUCAAUAUUGGUAUGUCAAGCCGACCAUUUUAGCUCUCAGCAGUAAGCAAAUGUAAUGCAUAUUCUGUCAAGGGGCGGCAGGGUAGCUUAGUGGUUAGAGCGUUGGACUAGUAACCGGAAGGUUGCGAGUUCAAACCCCCGAGCUGACAAGGUACAUCUGUCGUUCUGCCCCUGAACAGGCAGUUAACCCACGGUUCCUAGGCCGUCAUUCAAAAUAAGAAUUUGUUCUUAACUGACUUGCCUGGUUAAAUAAAGGUAAAAUAAAAUAUUUAAAAAAGCUAAUAUUCUAUAAGAGGGGCAGGAACUGGAGCAGUAGAACAUUUGAGGUGGCGGGACUCAGUUCCAGUGAGAUCCUGUCCUAAUCAAUCACUGAUUAUCUGGGAUGAGUUCCUGUCCUAAUCAAUCACUGAUUAUCUGGGAUGAGCUCCUGUCCUAAUCAAUCACUGAUUAUCUGGGAUGAGCUCCUGUCCUAAUCAAUCACUGAUUAUCUGGGAUGAGUUCCUGUCCUAAUCAAUCACUGAUUAUCUGGGAUGAGUUCCUGUCCUAAUCAAUCACUGAUUAUCUGGGAUGAGUUCCUGUCCUAAUCAAUCACUGAUUAUCUGGGAUGAGUUCCUGUCCUAAUCAAUCACUGAUUAUCUGGGAUGAGAUCCUGUCCUAAUCAAUCACUGAUUAUCUGGGAUG